Messenger RNA from Amphiprion ocellaris (clown anemonefish), 8108 nucleotides. It is a transcript of the gene plekhg4, whose product is annotated as pleckstrin homology domain containing, family G (with RhoGef domain) member 4. Gene Ontology annotation, molecular function: guanyl-nucleotide exchange factor activity. The transcript has 24 exons. NCBI's taxonomy places the organism in Eukaryota, Metazoa, Chordata, Actinopteri, Pomacentridae. The record is from RefSeq and is a predicted model, not a curated record. The coding region runs from base 563 to 7810 and encodes 2415 amino acids.
UUAGUGUGUUCAGUAGCAGCUGAAGAUUUGUGUUGCUCUCAGGAUGUCUAAUGAUGAUAAACGUUAAAAAGAAUAAACCCAAAGGACAUUAGGCCGGUUUAGUCGGAUGGAUUCACUUCUUUCUUUCUUUGCUUUUCUUUCUCUAUGAAGAGGCUCUUUAACAGUGAACCAGCCGCUCUGUCUGAGGUCUGAGUGUGAAUAAAGGAAUCAGAAACUAGUUCCUCCUCCUCUCUGGGAACUGAAGGAUCCUUUGAACACAGUUGAGCGGUCCUGGAAUUCCUGGAAUGUCAGGGAAUUGUGUUGGAGGUGUUUUCCAGACAGGUAAAUGUGGCAGUUAGUGUGCAGCAGCCAGAGCGCAGCGGUGGAGCUUUCAGAUGGGAUCGAGGAGCAGGAAUUCAGCAGAUUUCUGGUGGUUUUCUGUCCCGCUGGAGCAGAGAUCACUGAUCUGAGAGCAGCUCUGACUGUUCACAGCUUAGUUCAGUUCUGCAACAGCGUGAAUGUGUUCUGGAGACAGCUGGUCUGAGGCCUGCAGGGGGAAACUGGCUCUGCUUCAGCAGCCAAGAUGGAGGACUCUGAGUCUUUGGACCGCUGUAUCCAGACGGCGCUGGCUUUCCUCUACCCGCCCUUCCAGGUUACAUCUCCGACUGUCCUCUGUCAGGUCCUCAGUGUGGUGGAGCACUGUUACCGUGGAGACGGCCUCCGCUACCUCAUCCACUUCCUGCUGCCUGCAAAGAAUUUCCUGCAGAACCUCCAGCAGGACGCCUGUGUCCAGUACUGUGGUCUGCUGUUUCGUCAUGAAGGUUGGCCCCUGUGUGUCCAUGAGAAGAUAGUGGUCCAGCUCUGUCCUCUGGACCAGCGCCUCCUCCGUCCAGGUGACUUCUACCUGCUGGUGUCUCCUGCCGUAGCCCCGCCUCCUCCUCGUUCCCACGGCGCCUCCUACGGGGGCGGAGCCUCGGAGCCCCGCCUGCUCCUGUGCAGUUGGGCCGGCCGUCAUGUGGAGCAGCAGGAGGUGUCGCAGUUAGCGCUGCGCUCGCUCUUCAGCAUGGCCUGGCUGGACUCGGUCAACAGGGACAGGGAGCGGCGAGGAGCUCCUCGGCUGGAGCGCCUCCUUCUGGCCGCCCACGGAGACGUCUUCAGGGUCCCCUGGGAGGACCUGGUCUACCCACAAUUCAUCAGCCGGCCCCGCCCCCCCAGGGAGGACCAGGACGGUUUAAUGAAUUCCUCACGCCUGUCCUCAGGUCAGGACGGGAAGCUCCUCCCUCUAACCAAGACUGACCAAUCAGCAGCCAGCAGCGAUGGAGAGGACUCUGAGGGGGAAUAUGUGGAGCUGAUGGACCUGCCCCGCUUCUCCCCUCAGAAAGGAUCCCUGACCCAGUCCAUCAGCCUGCAGCACCGGGCCAGAACCACCACACACACACCUACACACGCUACAACAACACACACACCUGGAACAACAACACACACACCUACACACGCUACAACAACACACACACCUGGAACAACAACACGCACACCUACACACGCUACAACAACACACACACCUGGAACAACAACACACACACCUACACAUGCUACAACAACACACACACCUGGAACAACAACACGCACACCUACACACGCUACAACAACACACACACCUGGAACAACAACACACACACCUGGAACAACAACACACACACCUACACACACUACAACAACACACACACCUGGAACAACAACACACACACCUACACACGCUACAACAACACACACACCUGGAACAACAACACGCACACCUACACACGCUACAACAACACACACACCUGGAACAACAACUCGCACACCUACACACGCUACAACAACACACACACCUGGAACAACAACACACACACCUACACACGCUACAACAACACACACACCUGGAACAACAACACACACACCUACACACGCUACAACAACACACACACCUGGAACAACAACACGCACACCUACACACGCUACAACAACACACACACCUGGAACAACAACACACACACCUACACACGCUACAACAACACACACACCUGGAACAACAACACGCACACCUACACACGCUACAACAACACACACACCUGGAACAACAACACACACACCUACACACGCUACAACAACACACACACCUGGAACAACAACACACACACCUACACAUGCUACAACAACACACACACCUGGAACAACAACACGCACACCUACACACGCUACAACAACACACACACCUGGAACAACAACACACACACCUACACAUGCUACAACAACACACACACCUGGAACAACAACACGCACACCUACACACGCUACAACAACACACACACCUGGAACAACAACACACACACCUGGAACAACAACACACACACCUACACACACUACAACAACACACACACCUGGAACAACAACACACACACCUACACACGCUACAACAAUACACACACCUGGAACAACAACACGCACACCUACACACGCUACAACAACACACACACCUGGAACAACAACUCGCACACCUACACACGCUACAACAACACACACACCUGGAACAACAACACACACACCUACACACGCUACAACAACACACACACCUGGAACAACAACACACACACCUACACACGCUACAACAACACACACACCUGGAACAACAACACACACACCUACACACGCUACAACAACACACACACCUGGAACAACAACUCGCACACCUACACACGCUACAACAACACACACACCUGGAACAACAACACGCACACCUACACACGCUACAACAACACACACACCUGGAACAACAACACACACACCUGGAACAACAACACGCACACCUACACACGCUACAACAACACACACACCUGGAACAACAACACACACACCUACACACGCUACAACAACACACACACCUGGAACAACAACACACACACCUGGAACAACAACACACACACCUGGAACAACAACACACACACCUACACACACUACAACAACACACACACCUGGAACAACAACACACACACCUACACACACUACAACAACACACACACCUGGAACAACAACACGCACACCUACACACACUACAACAACACAAACACCUGGGACACACACACCUGCACACACAUCUGAAACACACACACCUGGAACAACAACACACACACCUGCACACAGUAUAACUACACACACACCUGGAACAACAACACAUACACCUCACACCACAAAUGCACACUCUGCUGCUAUGACACACACCAGUGGAACCACACACUUCUGUCAGCCCGGUGUGGAGGUGGACUCCAGGCUCUCAGAGCAGGACCAGGACCAGGACCAGGACCAGGACUUCUGUGGAGCAGUUGUCCUCAGACCAGUUUCCUGUCAGCAGGAACCUAUAGCAGGUACAGAACCAGGCCAGAACCAGAACCCAGAACCUGAAACCAGAACAGAACAGAGAGAGCAGGAGGAGACAGAAGGAAAGAAUGAAGUUGUAGAGUCAGAAGGAGAAGAGGAGGUGCAGGAGGAGGAGCAGUGUAGGAGGAGCCAGGAUGAAGAGGAGGAGUCAGAGGAUGAAGGUGCCGAGCAGGUGGAGCUAGAAGAGGAGGUUCAGGUUCUAAUCAUGCAGCAGAGUCUGGAGAGAAAAGAGGAGGUGAUGGAAGAAGAGAGAGGAGGAGGAGAAAGAGGAGAAAGACAAGCACAUAUAGAAAAAGACUGUUUUACUGAAAAUAACACAAAACACAAACACGCUGAGGACCCUUUAUCUGGAAAUAACACAACAGACACACACCUAGAACACUCCGAGGAGUCCAGUCUUCAUCACACUGUUUCUGAGGAGUCCAGUGUUCCUCCUCCUCUCCCUGAGGAGUCUACAUCACCUCCUUGCGUCUCCUCUCCGACGGUGGAUGAACCUGAUCAUCAUGACUCUGGACUGGAAGAUGUGGAGGAGAAGAAGCAGGAAGUUGCUGCAGGAGAAGCAGCGGAGCUUCACACUGAAGCUCUCAUCAGUGGUCCUCCUCUUGCUGGUUCCAGUCCAACAGAACCACAACAACCAGCAGCUCCCACAGUCCCAGUCCAGUCCUCCCAGUCCUCGCAGCCCUCCAAGUUAUCCCAAUCCUUACAGUCCUCCCAAUCCUCUCAGCCCUCCCAGUCCUCCCAGCCCUCCAAGUUAUCCCAAUCCUCCCAGCCCUCCCAAUCCUCCCAGUCCAGGUUCUACAGUGUUUUGCUGAGGUCUGGAGCUGUGUGUCUGCCUGGUUCUAUGGAUCGGGCGGGUCGAGCCCUACUGACUGUUUCUACCUGCAGCUCCAUGUGGUCCGACCCAGAUUGUGACAGCGCUGAGUUGCUUCGCCUCCUGCUCUACUACACCUCCACCCUCAGGAAACAGACAAGAGCUUCUGGUCUGACGGUGCUGAUGGACGCCCGCAGAGCUGCACCUGCUGCUGCCAUGUUCUCGGCCCUGCGGUUGCUGCAGGAGGACUCUCCAGCCUCCAUCCACUCUGUGUUCAUUCUGGCUAACAAGGACUCAGCUGUACGUCUGGACAAACCUGCAGCCACUCAGGUGGAGGUGUUAACCUCCCUGAAGUCACUUCAGAAACACGUGGAGCUUCAUCAGCUUCCUGCACAGUUUGGAGGAUCCCUCAGUUUCAGUCAGAGCAGCUGGAUCAGCUUCAGAUCAAGAGUGGAGCAGCUCACCUCCCAGUGUGAAGACGUCAUCAACCUGCUGCAGAAAACCAUCAACAUCCUGCAGGCCACAGCUCUACCUGCUACUGUACAGGAUGCCGAGCUGCUGCUGUCCAGGUACAGAUCAGUGAUGUGCAGCAUCCUGGAGGACGGCCGAUUGGUGCAGCUGCAGCAGGAGGGCGGAGCUUCUCUGUUGCGGCUCCGCAGGGAGGAGGGCGGAGUCAGCAGGACGGAGGAGCAGCGGGCGGCGGUGGAGGCGGUGACGUCUCUGUACGACCAGGUGGACGAGCUGCUGCACCACCUGGUGACCCUGUCCAACUCCAGGACCCAGGAGAUCGCCUUCAUCAGGGACUUCUGGAGCCUGGAGCAGGGCUUCAGCCAGGUGAGGUCGUGGCUGCAGGACGUCGGUGAGGUUCGUCUGAAGGCUCUGGAUGAACCUGAAGAUUCUCUGGAGCUUCUCAUAAGAAAACAGCAGGACUUCAGGGAGUUCUACACAACGGCAUAUGACCAGUGUAAACGAGGAGAGGACCUCCUCUCAGGUGUGGACCAGUGGGAGGUUCCAUCUGCAGACCUCCAGGUGUAUGAGGUCCAGGUUCACUCCUUCUGGGCUCAGCUGCAGGACUUCUCCCAGCGGGUCAAUAGCACUAGACAGAACAUCGAGCGGGCCGUGCAGCUGUUCCGCUUCCUGGACCAGGCCUAUGGCUGGGCGUUGGAGGGUAUGCGUCACCUAGCUGGGAUCAGCAUGGAGGACUGCACGCUGCCGGACAAAUGCCAGGCUGUGAUUGGCUGCCUGGAGGGCUACCACCGCCAGCACCCACCAAUCCCAGACGGCCGCUUCCAGGAGAUGAAGGCGGCGGCGGGGGAGCUGCGGGGCGAGAGGGGCCUCCGCCAGUGGAGCUUCGCCUGGUCCAAGUGUCAGGAGACCAAGAAGAUGUUCGACAGGAAGAUGGAGGCGGCGCUCAGGACUCGAGACUCCGCCCAGUGCCGCCGCUCUGACUCCGCCCUCAGCUGGAGCUCUGCCUCCUCCAGGAAGAGUCUGUCAGGACUGUGGGGGGUCCUAGAGACCUCCUCUUCCUCCUCCUGCACCCCCAAGGAGGACACAGACUCAUCUUCACCUCAUCGUAGCUCCGCCUCCCUGCUACCUGUCUCCUCCACACCUUGUAGCUCCGCCUCCACGCUCCCCCUCACCUCCUCACCUCGUAGCUCCGCCUCCCCUCCCACCCCCCAGCACACGCCCCUCCUGCAGCGUCUGUUCCGCAGCUCCUCCUCUUCCGAGGAGUCGUCUGAGCGGGUGGAGGUCUGCUCCUCCAGCCUCCCUCGCCUCGCCUCCUCGUCCUCCAUCCUGUCCUCCUGUCGGCGGCAGCAGCUGAGGAAGACGCAGAGCUUCGACUGCCCCUCCACCCCCUCCACCCCUGAGGCGCCGCGCUACGGCCCGUGUCCUCGCGCCCUCAGCGAGCCGGUGCGCCGAGGAAACACCGGCGUGUUCAUCCGCGGCCUGGAGGUGAGCAGCACCGAGGCGGCCGACCACACGCUGUGCCCCAGGACGGCUGCUCACGGCUGGGCAGGAACAGGACCGAGGAGCCCCGGGACGCCUGGAACCCCCAGAACCCCCGGGAGCCCUGCGGACCCACGACCCAGAGGAAGUAAGCUGCGCCACAUCGUGGAGGAGAUGGUGACCACGGAGCGUGACUACGUGCGCUCUCUGCGCUACAUCAUCCACCACUACUUCCCUGAGAUGGACCGGACUGACCUUCCUCAGGACCUCAGGGGAAAACGAUCCGUGGUCUUCGGGAACCUGGAGAAGCUGCUGGACUUCCACAGCCAGUUCUUCCUCAGAGAGCUGGAGGCCUGCUGGAAGCACCCACUGAGGGUCCCUCACUGCUUCCUCAGACACCAGGAACAGUUCAGUCUUUAUGCUCUGUACAGCAAGAACAAGCCGAAGUCUGACGCUCUGCUGGCCCAUCAUGGACUCUCCUUCUUCAGGAGGAAGCAGCUGGAGCUGGGUGAUAAGAUGGACCUGUCCUCCUACCUGCUGAAGCCCAUCCAGAGGAUGAGUAAAUACGCUCUGCUGCUGUCUGACCUCAUGAAGGAGGUGGGUGUGGCUCAGGAGGCAGAGCUUAUCGCCCUGCAAGCCGCCACCAACAUGGUCAAGUUCCAGCUUCGCCAUGGCAACGACCUACUGGCCAUGGACGCCAUCCAAGACUGUGACGUGAACCUGAAGGAACAGGGUCAGCUGAUCCGGCAGGACGAGUUCACAGUCUGCAGCGGCAGGAGGAAAUGUCAACGCCACAUCUUCCUGUUCGAGGAGCUCGUCCUCUUCAGCAAACCCAAGAAGAUGGAGGGAGGCCUGGACGUGUUCAUCUACAAACACUCCUUCAAGACGGCCGAUGUGGGUCUGACGGAGUCCACGGGGGACAGCGGGCUGAGGUUUGAGAUCUGGUUCAGGAGGAGGACGUCCAAGAACCAGACCUUCAUCCUGCAGGCAUCUUCAGCAGACGUGAAGCUGGCGUGGACCAGCGACAUCGCCAGGAUCCUCUGGACCCAGGCCACCAGGAACAAAGAGAUGCGUCUGAAGGAGAUGGUGUCCAUGGGCGUCGGGAACAAACCCUUCCUGGACAUCCAGCCGAGCGACGCCGCCAUCAGCGACCGAGCGGUUCACUACAUUAUGAAGAGCAGAGGUGCCAGAACUCGAGCCUCCAUCGCCGUCUCCGUCUUCGACCACUCCAAUCCCUUCAAACGAGGAGCGGUGACGUCCGACUCUGCAGCUCCAGGACCGUCUUCGUCCAGCCUGCUGGGGCCCCUCAACCUGCACAUGUACAGUCAGACGCUUCCUUCUCCUCCGGCCGCUCAGAGCUCCUUCAACGCCUCCUGUAUCGAGGAGGAUGAGCAGGAACACGAGACCAGCAGCCAGCCAUCCAUGACCACAGAGAGUUCUGGCUCAUCGUCUCGCUGCCUCUCUGGCUCCACCGGCUCCGACAGCGGCUGCGUCUCCUCCCACCUGCAGGAGGCGCUGCAGGAGGAGCCCCGCCCACACAGCCAGAACUCCGCCUCCUGCUCCUCCUCCAGCAAGCAGCGAAUCAGCAACCAGUACCUCUCAUCUGUAAGUACCUCUCUUAAAGCUGCAGCUGUCAUCAGUCCAGCCACCGUCGUUUGAUCAGCUGGCCUGAAAAUGAACGUCCGUUCUGACUCGGUGAUGGCUUGAAGUGGACGUGUGAUCUGAGCUUCAUCUGGUUUAUUUAUGAGCUUCAGUCUGUGGUGUAAAUAUAACGUUAGACUUUAAUCAGUGGUUCUGUUUGGGAGGAGAACCGGGUCAGAGGAGAACCAGGUCUAGAGGAGAAACAGGUCAGAGGUGAACCGGUCCUGGAUCUUCGGACUGACUGUACAUGAGUGUAAAUAAUCCACAGCUGAACUUUUGUUACUUGGAAGAAUAAAUGAGUUUGUUGAAAAAAAAA